Molecule: messenger RNA, 8184 nt
Organism: Ahaetulla prasina
Lineage: Eukaryota; Metazoa; Chordata; Lepidosauria; Squamata; Colubridae
Gene: ACER3
Product: alkaline ceramidase 3
Exons: 9
Coding region: 182-925 (247 amino acids)
Biological process (GO): phytosphingosine biosynthetic process; ceramide metabolic process
Cellular component (GO): endoplasmic reticulum membrane
Source: RefSeq, a predicted model, not a curated record
CCGGUCGCCAUGGCGACGUAGAGGCCCUGCCCGCCAGGCCUAGCAGGCGGGCCUGCUGCCGCCGCCGCUGCCCCGCCUCAAGCCGGCGGGAAGGCGGGGUCAGCUCGCCCGAGGGCCCCGAAAAAGAGCGGAUGCGGCGGCAGGCGCUUCCUUUCCUCCACGUUCGGCCCUCCGACCGGCCAUGGCUCCCGCCGGCGACCGCGCCGGCUACUGGGGCCCGCCGACGUCCACCCUCGACUGGUGCGAGGAGAACUACGUCGUGUCCUACUACAUCGCCGAGUUUUGGAACACCGUUAGCAACCUGAUUUUCAUUCUCCCUCCCAUCUAUGGUGCAAUCCAGAGCUACAAAGAUGGCCUUGAGAAACGCUACAUAAUGGCUUACUUGUGUGUCACAGGUAGAGACCUGCCUGGUUGCCACAUAGAAACUGUUGUGGCUGUGUUGAGGCGUCAUGCAGAUUUGACAGCCCAUCAAAUGUCUCCUGAACGGGAGGCAUCCGAGGCAUUGAAACCAGACAGGCCUAAGGUAUACCUAAACUGGAAACAGCCUGUGUUCCAUCAGGUUAUGUAUGGGACAUUGGUGGCUGUCCUAGUCUUACGCUCCGUGUAUAUAGUAUUAUGGGUUUACCCUUGGCUCCGAGGGUUGGGUUAUACAUCCCUGACUGUUUUUCUGCUGGGCUUCCUCCUUUGGAACGUAGACAAUAUUUUCUGCGAGAAAUUGCGGGGCUUACGUGAGAGGCUGCCUCCGCUCGUGGGUGUUUUCACGCAGUUUCACGCUUGGUGGCACAUCUUCACGGGACUCGGGUCCUACCUUCAUAUCCUGUUCAGUUUAUAUUCCCGGACACUUUACCUGAAAUACAGGCCAAAGGUCAAGUUUCUCUUCGGGAUUUGGCCUGUUCUCUUAGUAGAAUCAACGAAGAAGCCAUAAGAAGCGACCAGUCGAAGAAGAAACAGACAGCAGCCUUCGAAUGACCUCUGCCUGCCUCAUGGGGAGCUCUUGGCACUACAAAAAAAAAGAAUUUUUCCCCCUUUUCUUUUACCAUUCCGGAACGACGGCGAAUCCCAACGGAUCAAGCGCACUCCCGCCUACCAACCUCUCGAUGGGAGGUUUUCCUCGUAUUUGCAUUGUUAAAGCUGUGCCACAAUAUUUGGGUUUCUUCUGAAGGCCUGGUUUGAGGGACAGGCAAUGCCGGGGCUCAAGCAAUGGCUGUGCUUUUUUUCCCUUCCCCUGAGUCAUUCCUGAAUUUUUCAUUUGACUGAUCAAGAUAUCCGCUCGGUGGUUGGAACCAAAUGGCUUCUAUCCGGAUCGUGAAACAGGUGGGAAUCCCCGAAGAGGACCCACUGCUCCAUUUAAUGUCCUACGGCAAGAGUCUCCCAACCGUUCUUUUAUGUCUCCCAACAAGACUUUUAAAACUUGUGGACUUCAACUCCCAGAAGACCUCCUUCAUUCCUGAAGAAUCCUGGGAGCUGACCUCCAUAAGUCCUAAGGUUGCCAAGAGCAGGGGUCUCCAACCUUGGUCCCUUUAAGACUUGUGGACCUCAACUCCCAGAAGACCUCCUUCAUUCCUGAAGAAUCCUGGGAGUUGACCUCCACAAGUCCUAAGGUUGCCAAGAGCAGGGGUCUCCAACCUUGGUCCCUUUAAGACUUGUGGACUUCAACUCCCAGAAGACCUCCUUCAUUCCUGAAGAAUCCUGGGAGCUGACCUCCACAAGUCCUAAGGUUGCCAAGAGCAGGGGUCUCCAACCUUGGUCCCUUAAGACUUGUGGACCUCAACUCCCAGAAGACCUCCUUCAUUCCUGAAGAAUCCUGGGAGCUGACCUCCACAAGUCCUAAGGUUGCCAAGAGCAGGGGUCUCCCAACCUUGGUCCCUUUAAGACUUGUGGACUUCAACUCCCAGAAGACCUCCUUCAUUCCUGAAGAAUCCUGGGAGCUGACCUCCACAAGUCCUAAGGUUGCCAAGAGCAGGGGUCUCCAACCUUGGUCCCUUUAAGACUUGUGGACUUCAACUUUGCUUUGCUGGCUGAGGGACUCUGGGACUUGAAGUCCACAAGUCUUAAAGGGACCAAGGUUGGAGACCCCUGGCCAAGAGGACCACCCUUGCUCUAAGGGACUCAGUAUUUGUUUCCUCACUAGUGUUACCUUCUAAUAAGUAGGGGGAACUUUGGGGCCUUUGGUUUUCUCUGAGCUUGGUUGUUUCCUUGCAGACGUUUCAUGACCCAACUAGGUAACCUCAUCAGUGCUAGAAGAGAGUGGGGUUUCUGGAGAGGAGGAGGGAGGACUGUCGGCUCCUUGUUGCUCUCUGAGCUGGGUGGCUUUCUUGCAGAUGUUUCAUGUCCCAACUAGGAUACAUCAUCAGUGCUAGAAGGAGAUGGGGUUUGUAGAAAGAUGGAGGAGGAGGAGGAGUGGUGUACGGUCCUUGCUGCUCUCUGAGCUGGGUUGUCUUCUUGCAGAUGUUUCAUGACCCAACUAGAUAACUUCAUCAGUGCAGGGGGGAGUAAGGGGAACUACAUAUAUCCCAUUAGUUUUUCAACUUCUUUCGUGAAUCCUUCCCGGUCAAUGAUGCCUUCUAAAUCCAUGGCAAGCUGUUAACCCACACUUCCACGGAGCAUCAGGAGGGAGAAAAUGGCCUUUAACGAAGCCCCGUGGAUUAAUGCCGUCUCUUCAAGUGAGGCUCUACUGGUGCUCUGGGCAUCCCCAAAAGCCCCCCCACCCCCACUCCCGACUGGGAAUUCCAGAAAUUGGUGUCCCCAACAGGUUGUGAAAGACCAGCUGGCCGGUGCUCAUGGGCGCGCCAGGAGCCGGAAAAAUCAUCUUUCCCCGCAUGCGCACCAGGCAGCUGCUCUUCCUGUUUCCGGUGCUCCCGCACACAUGAAGACCAGCUGGUCGGUGCGCUGGAACCGGGAAGAGCAACAUAGGUUCGCCAUCACGGGCCUAUAUCAUUCCAGGCAGUUGUCCAAGAGUGAUGGAUCAGCCACUGUUGUGUCUGCGCUCCCCCGCCCAAUCCGGGCCCCCUGCCAGAAAGUGACUUGGAAAGUGAGGGGGAAGGGCCGUCAGGAUUUACCUCGGGAGCACCGGCUUCCCUGGCUCAGCUCCAGGAGCCAGAAACAGGCCAGGUGGAGGAGAUAACGAGGCCUCCCUCCCCUGACUCUUUCCCCCCCCCCGGCCACGCCUUCAGACCCAGUUGAUGGCAAUCAGGCCUGGCUGGACCCUAGGUUUCGUAGGCAGGAGAGGCGGGAACAACAGAAGCAGGGGUGGGGCCAGGCCUAGGAAGUGCUGAGUCACGGAGCCACACCCCACAGGAUAUAAAAGCAGCAAGGGCUGCUAUACCACUUUGUGGCAAGCCAAUCAACUGCUUAGAGGGAGAAUUAGAGCUGAAGUCCUGUUUGUUCCUGGUUUCCUGGCUGACUCAUCGGCAUCAAGAGAGAUAACAGAGACACUCGGCAGACUCUCGCUAGUUUGCUGCCAGAGCUGAUAGUUGCCGGCUAAUUAAGUUACCGCUCGUGUCUCCCGGACUGCGGAGGGGGACAGAUCAGCCACAACUUUUAAACGCCCGGCUUUUUUUUCCCCCCAAGAGACACACUCCAAAUUCCUCCCACCUAGACCCGCUUGAAGGGAGACGGUUCUUGGGAGAAGCAGGGUGUCAUUGAAGGAUCUACAAGUUCCUUUGCAAGUCUUUUAAUCUCUACCACUCCAGUUGUCCUAAAUUCUGGCUUUUCUUCCUGGGAAUUUUCCUAGCCGUGCUCUGGAUGUUCUGCUUACUCAUCCAAUCUUACCUUCUUCUUUUUUUUUUUUUUGCUAGAAUUUUGCCAGGUCUGUCCUCCAGGAACAAUUAGACAAUUUUUACAAGCUGCCUAAUUCUUCGGCUUUCUUGGCCAAAGAGCCAUCAAUCUUCUAGAACAGGGAUCUCCAACCUUGGCAACUUUAAGCCUGGCGGACAUCAACUCCCAGAAUUCCCCAGCCAGCAAAGCUGGCUGGGGGAUUCUGGGAGUUGAUGUCCGCCAGGCUUAAAGUUGCCAAGGUUGGAGAUCCCUGUUCUAGAGCUGCUCAAUUUUAUUUUUAUUUUUUUUAAGCUCUGGUUGUACCAUAUUCAGCGGACGGCUUCUUAGCAGGUCUUUCGUUCGGAAUUGUGCAAUGUUUCAUCUAGCCCAGUGGUUCUCAACCUUUAUAGUGCUGUGACCCCUUUAAUACAAUUCCCCACGAUGUGGCGACCCCAACCGUAAAAUUAUUUUCGUUUUGAAUUGAUCGCGCCCGAAGCCGUAUUGGUUAGCGAUCUGAACUGCUUGCGAUUGCCUUGAGGACGGAGGCAUUAGAGCGGAGACUCCUCCCCUAUUAAGUUUAUGGCGCCUGAAGCCAGAUUAGGCUAGCGAUUGGGAGUGAUUGCAGCUGGCUUGAGAGGGAGACAUCAGAGCAAAGAUUUCUCUCUUUUUUAAUUCAUCGCGCCUGAAGCCGAAUUCGGCUAGCGAUUUGAAGAGCCUGCAGCUGGCUUGUGGAGUCAACCGUUGGAGCGCGAUUCUUCGACUCGCAAGUAUACUUCCCAUAUUUCCGAUGGUCUUCGGCGACCCCUGGCAAAUCGUCAUUCGACCCCCAACGGGGUCCUGACCCACAGGUUGAGAACCGCUGAUCUAGCAUCAAAACAGUUUCCUCCUGAAAUCCAGGAGGAUUUCUUAACCUUAACGUGGUGGGAAGAAUAUAAAUUGAAUGUAUGCUGAAACAGCACAAAGUAUAUCUAGUGUUAAUGACAUGCCUUAAUGCACGGGUGUUCAUUUUUUUAAAGCGAAAUGCACUACUUAGCAUAAAAUUCUUCUCUUUGGCCUCACUAUAAAUUGCUAUUUCUAUUCCUUGGCUGAAAGUGUUGGAUUUUGGAGGCUUGCUAAUUUCUCCUUUUACACCCCCUCCAUUCCCUCAAAAAACCCGUUACUCUUAAGUGGAAAUACUGCAUAGCUUUUAUCAUUUCGACCCCCUAAUUUACUAUUAAAAUACCAGACAUUAAACCCUGGAAUUAAUACUAGGGAAGAAUACAGCUAGUCCUCGACUUACAACCCUUAAUUUAGAGACCAUUCUAAGACGUUACAACGGUACUGAAAAAUGACCGUUUUUCACACUUAACGACCGUUGCAGCAUCCUCAUGAUCAUGUGAUCAAAAUACAGACCAGGCUUGGCCACUGACUCGUAUUUAUGACGGUCACAGCGUCCCGGGGGUGGGUGGGUCACGCGAUCCCCUUUUUACGACCUUCUGAUGCGGAAAGUCAACGGGGAAGCCAAAGUCCCUUAACUGCCUCACUCAAAACAGCCGCAGCGAUUCGCUUAACAAACCCGGCAAGAAAAGUCACGUAAAACAGGGCAAAAAUUCACUCGGCAGCUGUCUCCCUUAGCGACCAGAAUUGUGGGCUCGAUUGGGGUUGUAAGUCAAGGACUACCCGUGCAAUGUUUAUAUGCCUUAACGGUGUUUUGUUUUUAAAAAAAUAAAAAUACAAAUGCACUACUUAGCUGGCCUUACUAAAUCGUUCUCCUAUCUGGCCUUACUAAAUUGUUAUUUGCAUUUUGGGGGCCUUUCGAAGCUUGCCAAUUUCUCCCUACAACCACUCUGCCUCCCCCCCCCAAAAAACAAUUAUUAAGACAAGAGGAAGUAUCGCUUAUCUUCUAUAAUUUGGACACCCCUCUCUAAUUCGCUCUCAACUCCCAGACGCUGGGCUGGCCUAGCUAGGAAGGGUGCAACUAGCCCUCGACUUAACGACCAUUCAAAGUUACAACACCACCGGGGGAAAAAAAGUUAGUUUUGACCGCUUUUCACACUGAACGAUCGUUUCGGCAUCCCCGUGGUCACGUGAUCAAAAUUGACAUGCUUGGCAACUGGCAUGUACUUACGACGGUUGCCGUGUCCCGGGGGGGGUGGAGUGGGGGGGGGGUCCUACGAUCCACCUUUUGGGAUUUUCUGACCAGCAAAAGUCAAUGGGGGGAGCCCGAUUCGCUUAACAACCGUGAACCAAACGUCCCCCAGAUUUGAAAUUUGCUGGGGGAAUCAAAAGAAGAUUUCUCACGAUUCCUGGGAGUUUGUUUUGCAAAAUUUAUUUAUUUUAUUUAUUUAUUUUAUUUAUUAUUUACAUUUCUAUACCGCCCUUCUCCGAAGACUCCGGGCGGUUUACAGCCAAGUUAAAAAGACAUAUACAAAAAUUAAAACACAAUAUUUGAAAUUUAAAAAUCUGAAACCAUAAGGCCGAAUAUUAAAAUAACAAGUAAUAAAACCACUCAAUUAAAAAUUACUCUUAGGCCUGCUCGGUGAAACAAAAAAGCCUUGAGCUCGCGUUUAAAGGCCCGGAGGUCGGGAAGAAGGCGGCUUCUUCCCCCCCGCCUUUUUGAGUGUGAUUCUUUUUUUUUAAUUAGCCAAAUCCCAGCCCUUCCAGGUAGGCCAAGUAAGGAAACAGACCCCCCCACACACACAAGUGAUGUGGCUACAGUGACCUGAUCUUAAAAUAUUUUCUUUCCUCCUAUAUACAAAAGAAAAUCAAGGCCCUGCAAUCUUUAGUUUCUUCCUAAUGUUCUUUCUUUAUCCUGGCCUUAAAUCGUGUUUUGCUAACCUUGAAAUUUUAUCGGUUGGGUCCCCUGCUAAGGUAUAAUGCAGUUUGUUUGAUUGGAUGAUGGGAAAGUUCAAUCAAUUGUGGCUGAUGCCAUAAACCGUGGUUAAAUUAACCACGAUUUAGCUUCUCUUCCUCCCCUGCCCUUGUUAACACGGCUCCUUACUUUCAAACCUUUUGAGAAUCUGUUCGGUACCUAGCAUUACUUCCCUGGAUUCCUAACAGUGGUUCUUUAUUAAAAUAACGUCAGCAGCAACAACCUCUGUGUAAUUAUUGAGAAUCGGGGGGGGAAAAGUAUCUUUCAGAUGCUUAAACCAAGAUGGAGCAUCUCGGUUUACAAACACCGCCGAGAUUGGAGCCGGCUCAUUAGUUGGGCUGAAUUGCUUACACUGCUCCGCGUUCCCUCCGUACUUAACUCCAAAUGUUUAGGAUUCUGCACCAAGGAGUACCAAGCUACAGUUGGAAAUCAAGAACAUUUUGACUAUUUUAUACCAUGGUUUGGUGGAAAACCCUACUCGGUUUCCUGGCUGGCCACCAGACCAUAAAAACCCCCAAGGACAGACCUGAAUUCAGUAUUUCUCAACCUCAGCAACUUGAAGCUGGGUGGACUUCAACUCCCAGAAUUCCCAUUUUUGUCCAGGGAUGCCUAGAAAUCAAGCUCUCGCCUCAGAAUCGGGAGGCUGUGAGUUCAAUCCUAGGUAGAGGCAGAUAUUUCUCUCUCUGGGCCACAGUGAGAAUAUUAUCUGCUGAACAAAACUCCUCAUCGGUGACAGGAAGGCAUCCAGCCAGUAAAACACUCGGCUAGCUCCAUUCAGUUGUCUAGACUCCACCCUGCAAGGGAUUAUCGGGUUGUUAAAAGGAAAUGAUGAUGAUGUGUGCAAGAUGAAAUAGAAGGAUGUUCCCAGGUGCUCCACUUGGCUCUUCCAGAUGUUCUCCAAGGCCCCAACCAGAUGUUCAGAGAAACACUUCACCUAUGCAGCCUUGAUCCUUGGCUCCUGCAGACACCCCCCCCCUCCCCAAGCCGGUUAAAUAUACCCUUGGCUGUUUCUGUUGAAUUCGAAUUUCAUUUCUAACUUCUAAAUUGUAACCUUUCUCGAAGGAUGCUUAACAACCUUCUAACUAGGAUUGUUUGCGGGGGAGGGACGACAAACCUUAAUGCACUGAUUCUGAAAUGGUUUACUUUGAAACGCGAGUCUUGAGUUCAGCCUGCCAAAAGGAAUAAGUGAUAUCUUUUUAUAUUAUUGUUAUUAUUAUUAUUAUUAUGGAAAGCAACCAAACCAUUAUGGUUUUUAUUUAAUCUAGAUCUGGGUUGGGUUUUUUUGUUUUUCUUCCUAUUUUACAGGUAAAUUUACCGUGGCUGAAUUAUGGAAACAGCAGCUAACUGUAUAUAAAGACCAAUGUAAUAAAUAACGUCGGAAGCAUUUUGAUAUAUAUUGAAAUACGUCUAAUGGGGUUUCUUUGUCUUGCCCGUAUCUCUAAAUAACAGAUACAUAAAGACAAUCUAUAAUGGCUUAUUGAGAAUAAUGUAUUUAAUCCAUUUAUUCCUAAAGCACUAAUUAUGAAUUUAUAGCUAAUCAAUACCAUUAAAGGACUUUUGUUUUGUAAUUAAAAUUU